CGAUGGUUGUGAAAGGGAGGAGAGGAAGAAGGAAUAAACAGGAGGGCAAUUGUAUCCUCUGGACGUCGUGGCAUCACAACCUUUUCUUUCCAUGACCGGUUUCACCGACCCACGCUAAAACUUCCAUACCUUCUCCUCCUCCCUCCCAUCCCCGUCCUAGUUGCCAGUGGAAUUUCGGGCGCGCCCCCCCUUUUUUUGAAGGUUUGCCGUGCGCCUGCGCAGUCGUCAUCGCUGUCGCCGGUCUGUUUCCCCCCCCUCCCCUCAACCCCCUCCCUCCCUCUUUGGAACAGAAUCGUCGUCGUCGUCGUCUUCAUCACCCCGUCAGCGGGAAGGAGCAGGCGAGGCGCCGCCGUCCUGACAAGAAGAGUUGGCGAGCAGCAGCAGCAGCAGCCGCCGCCGCCGCCGCUGUGUCUGGCAGAAAGGGUCAUAAUUCGGAAAUGGAUCUUGGACCUUCAUUUGACAAAACCAGCGUUUCUUCCGAAACACUUUCAGUAUUAAAUGAAGAAUAUGUGUUGGUUAAUAAGCAUACAGAGCAUCAUUCUGCGAAAGAUGAAAAAAUCCAGCUCAUGAUAUUUCCAAAUAAAGUUGGACAAGUGGAAAAAGCUAUGGAAGAAAUUCUGAAGGAUUCUGACGAAGGCCAGAAAGAUAACACUGUGGAUUGUUCAGAUGGGAGAAGUGUUAGUAGGGAAUCGCUUGGAGACAGUUCUGUCAGCCAGCCUUCAGUACAUCUUCUACUGGAUCUUCCCACCACAGAAGCUCUGUCUCAGAGAUCCUGUCUUCCUGUUACACCCUCAGAAGAAGACAGUGUAUCGUUCAACAAACUGACCUACCUUGGAUGUAUGAAAGUUUCUGCACCUCGUAGUGAAUCGGAGGCUUUGUGUGCAAUGGCAACUUUGAAAAAUUCAAGUCGUUCACUUUUCCCUAUAACACUGUAUGUUCCAAAUAUUCCAGAUGGUUCAGUUAGAAUAAUAGAGCAGUCCAGUAAUGCCGAAAUUGCUUCUUUCCCAAUCUACAAUGUGCUAUUCUGUGUUCGUGGGCAAAAUGGGACGGCGGAAUGCGACUGUUUUGCAUUUACUGAGAGCUUUUCUGACACUGAUACAUUCCAGAUUCAUGUCUUCUCCUGUGAAAUAAAAGAGGCAGUCAGCCGAAUUUUGUAUAGUUUCUCAACAGCAUUCAAACGUUCCUCCAGACAAGAAUCUGAUCAUACAAAGGACACUAUUGUCCCAACACCUGAUAGCAAUAUAUUCACUUUCAGUGUUUCUCUGGAGGUCAAAGAAGACGAUGGUAAAGGAAACUUCAGCCCAGUACCAAAGGACAGAGAGAAAUUUUAUUUCAAAUUAAGGCAAGGAAUUGAGAAGAAGGUUGUGAUCACUAUCCAACAGAAUUCCAACAAAGAAUUGGCCAUUGAAAGGUGCUUUGGGAUGCUGCUAAGUCCAGGCCGAAAUGUGAAAAAUUGUGACAUGCAUUUACUGGAUAUGGAGUCCAUGGGGAAAAGCUCUGAUGGAAAAUCUUACAUUAUUACAGGGAUUUGGAAUCCUAAAACACCUACCUUUUUGGUUCUAAAUGAAGAAACUCCGAAAGAUAAGCGUGUAUACAUGACUGUGGCAGUAGAUAUGGUGGUCACAGAAGUAGUAGAACCAGUUCGUUUUUUGCUAGAGACACUUGUACGUGUGUAUCCUGCCAAUGAACGCUUUUGGUACUUCAGCAGAAAAGCUUACACAGAAACAUUUUACAUGAAAUUAAAACAGUGUGAGGGGAGGAACCACACAAGAGCUGGAGAUGCAAUUUAUGAAGUUGUGAGUCUGCAUCGAGAUUCUGAAAGAGAGGGAGAACCAAUCAGUGGGUCAAGUGAUGUUGAUCAGAUAUCUCCACAGGAGGAAGAUGCUGAAGAGGAGAGUGAUAAUGAACUCUCAAGUGGAACUGGUGAUGUAUCAAAGGACUGUCCAGAGACGAUUUUGUAUUCUUGGGGAGAAUUACUGGGGCGAUGGCACAAUAACCUUGGUGUGCGGCCAAAAGGACUUUCUUCACUGGUGAAGAGGGGCAUUCCAGAGGCCUUAAGAGCUGAGGUCUGGCAGUUGCUGUCAGGUUGCCAUGAUAACCAGGCACUGCUGGAUAAAUACAGAAUUCUCAUCACAAAGGAAUCUUCCCAAGAGAGUGUAAUUACACGAGACAUUCAUCGUACAUUCCCAGGACAUGAAUAUUUUAAAGAUACUGGAGGAGACGGACAGGAAUCUCUAUAUAAGAUCUGUAAGGCAUAUUCAGUCUAUGAUGAAGAAAUUGGUUACUGUCAGGGUCAUUCCUUUCUUGCUGCAGUUCUCUUGUUACACAUGCCUGAGGAACAAGCAUUCUGUGUGCUGGUGAAGAUCAUGUAUGACUACGGCCUGCGAGACCUCUAUAAAAACAACUUAGAAGAUCUUUGCAGCAAAUUUUACCAGCUAGAAAAACUUAUUCAGGAGCAGUUGCCUGAUUUAUACAAUCAUUUCUUGGAACAGAACCUGGAAGCUCAUAUGUACGCAUCUCAGUGGUUUCUCACUCUUUUCACUGCCAAGUUCCCACUCUGCAUGGUCUUCCAUAUAAUUGAUUUGCUCCUUUGUGAGGGACUGAAUGCAAUUUUUAAUAUAGCCUUGGCUCUUCUGAAGACCUCCAAGGAGGAUCUUUUACAAGCUGAUUUUGAAGGGGCUUUGAAGUUCUUUAGGGUGCAGCUUCCCAAGAGGUAUAGAGCUGAAGAGAAUGCUAGAAGACUUAUGGAACAGGCUUGCAAUGUAAAGGUGCCCACAAAGAAGCUGAAGAAAUAUGAGAGAGAGUAUCAAAUGAUGCGGGAGAGUCAGCUGCAGGAGGAGGACCCUCUGGAUAGAUACAAGAGGGAGAACCGCAGGCUUCAGGAAGCCAGCAUGCGGCUUGAGCAAGAGAAUGAUGACCUUGCCCAUGAACUUGUAACAAGCAAAAUUGCUCUACGAAAUGACUUGGAUCAGGCUGAAGACAAAGCAGAUGUUUUGAAUAAAGAGUUGCUCCUGACGAAACAGAAGCUAGUGGAGACUGAAGAGGAGAAGCAGAAACAAGAAGAAGAAACAGCCCAGCUGAAAGAGCUCUUCAGAAAACAGCUGGAGAAGGCAGAAUCUGAAAUAAAGAAGACAACCGCAAUUAUUGCAGAAUAUAAACAAAUUUGUUCCCAAUUGAGCAGUAGGCUGGAGAAGCAACAGGCAGCAAGUAAAGAAGAGCUUGAGGUUCUAAAGGGGAAGGUGAUGGCCUGCAAACACUGCAGUGAACUCUUCAGUAAAGAAGGGACACUGAAAGUGCCUGCUGUACCCAGAGAAAGCCCAGGAGCGGAAAGAGAUGAAGAGAAAGAUGCCCUUAAGAAACAGUUAAGGGAGAUGGAGUUGGACUUGGCACAGACCAAACUACAACUUGUGGAAGCCAAAUGCAAAAUACAGGAGUUAGAACACCAGAAAGGAGCGCUUAUGAAUGAAAUCCAAGCUGCCAAAAACUCUUGGUUUAGCAAAACCCUGAACUCUAUCAAAACAGCUACUGGCACACAGCCACUGCAGCAGCCUCAGCUGUCAUCCUCUCCCAAAGAGGACAGCACAUAGUUCCAGAUGGAUCCCAAGCACAAGAGCACAAUGGACUAAGCAGCCAAAGCCCCCUGAGGAUUUCUCCAGAGCACCUAUUAAAGGGAGGAAGGGAAAGAGGCAGGGGAGCUAGCCUGAGAACAAUUUUCUUUGGUGUCUUUCAUCAGUUUUUGUAUGGCCCUUUGCAAAAGGAAGUUAUUUAAAGGAUCCUGUUUUAAAUGGAAUAUUCUUUCCCAGCUGCCUUGCCACAAGCCAUGCCCCGGUUCCUUUCUAUUUUACAUGUUAUUUUGUAUGCUUAGAUGUUUGAACUAUGAGUAACAAUUCAGAACUUUGUGUCCCAUAGAUUGCUAAAAUUAUUUAUAGAUUUUUUUGUUACCUCGCAUAAGAAGCUACUUUAAAUUUUGGAAGAAAAAAGAAGGCAGGGUAAAGUAAUAAAGAAGCACAUUUAUCAUAAUAACUAGCCUGUUUCCUGGCAUCUAAAAAAUCUCAAAGGUUUGCAGCUGUCAAUACACCUUGCAAAAAUGUUCCUGUUGUUUUUAAAGCCUGGGUCUCAGGCCACAUCUAUAACAAGUGGGACAACUAAACAAAUUAGGCAAAAAAUAUUGUUAUAUUAUAAAACUACUAAACAGGACCAUGUCAUAGAACCAUGCCUCUUUUGAUUUUGCCUUUAAUAAUUUUGUAAUUGAGUUCAUAGAUUGCGAGUACAGGUGCUCUUCACACACACACAUCCAUUUCCCUCUGGUCUCUUUUGCCAAUCAGGAGAACUUGGACCACAGUUUCACAAAAAUUCUUUUGAGGUUUAACUAAUAGAGGCUACUGAAAGUGAUCCUGCCUGGUAGAAUAUACCCUUUUGGUCUUGCAGUUUCCACCAGUGUUAGAGCUUGUAUAGGAGUCAGAGGACAUUCCAGGGUAAAUACGUCCCAAAUACUUAGAUGGAAGGUAAUUUCACUUAUGAUUGGUAGAGCAUUUUUUUCAGAUGAAUGCUGUAUCUGUCUGGAAAUCAUACUUGUUUUAUAUCUUUCUAAAAUGCAAAAAAAAUGCAUUUGUUACAUUUUUGAAUUGAACAUAAAGUGUUUAUAGAAAUGCUUAUUUCAUGGAGAAUUAAACUACUGCUUAAAUUGA
This is a messenger RNA of Pogona vitticeps (central bearded dragon), 4688 nucleotides long. RefSeq names its product RAB GTPase activating protein 1 like (gene RABGAP1L). Lineage: Eukaryota; Metazoa; Chordata; Lepidosauria; Squamata; Agamidae. Gene Ontology annotation, molecular function: small GTPase binding; GTPase activator activity. The record is from RefSeq and is a predicted model, not a curated record. Gene Ontology annotation, biological process: regulation of GTPase activity.